AUGUCGGAAAACAUUGCUUUUAGGAGCAAAUCCUCAGAUGACCCUAACAAGCACAUUACCAAGUUCAUUCAGAUUUGCAACACAACGAAGAUGAAUGGCGUGACAGAUGAUCGGAUCCGACUGAGACUGUUUCCUUUUUCCUUAGAGGAUUCAGCGAAAGAUUGGCUAGAGAGUUUGGCAACGAGGUCCAUUAGAACAUGGGACCAGAUGGUCCAUAAAUUCCUGGAGAAGUUCUAUCCCCCUAGUGAGGCUAUUAAGAGGCAACACGAGAUCAUUGCCUUUCAGAUGAUUCCUGCGGAGACUAUCAGAGAUGCAUUGGGGAGAUUCAAAGCCUUGCUGAAGAGGUGUCUCAAUCAUGGUCUGUCCCCAACAGUGCAAGUUAUUACAUUCUUUAAGGGAUGUUUACCUGAAGCGCAACGGGAGUUAAAUUUAAGUGCGGGAGGUAAUCUUCUCAAGAAAGGAGAGGAGGAGGCGAUAGAGGUGAUUGAAGAGCUUGCAUCCAGUGAUGAAGGAUGGAGCAACGAAAGGAGUAAGGUGCAUAGGGUGGCUUAUACCACGGAUCAUGAUACAAUGAGCACCUUAUCUGACAAGCUGGAUGCAUUAACUAUGAAGUUCGACUGCAUGGCGAUGGGGCAACCGUCUCAAGAGCCCCAAGGAAAUAUGGAGGAUGCGAAUUAUGUGCAGCAAGGAGUCAACAGGUAUUACAACAACUCACACCCGAACUUUUAUAGUGGAGGACACAACCAGUAUGGGAACAAGGGGCAUCCCAAUCUCUCUUAUGGGAACCCCAAUAAUGCCCUGCAGCCUCCUCCGGGACUCACAGUUUCUGAUGGGAUGAUGAACGACCCCAAGAAGAUGACCACGGAGGACAUACUCAAGUCAUUCAUGCUACAAUCUAAUAAGGUCAUGGAGCAGAACAAUCAAAGGAUGGAGAAGGUCGAGGCGGAUGUACAGGGAAUGGCCACGCAUUUGAAGAACAUUGAUAUUCAAAUCAGCCAGAUUUCCCAGACUGUGAGCACUCUUACGCAACCGGGAAAAUUCCCUUCUACCACUAUCAUCAAUCCCAAGGACUGCAAAGCUAUACAUCUGAGGAGUGGAACAAACUACGAGGGACCUUCAAUGCCAUCCGAGAAUGAGGGUAGAGUAGCAGAAAAGAGAGCUGAAGAGGAGGAAUUGGUCAAAGAAGAUGAGACAGUGCAAAUUUCUACUCCACCUAAGGAGAACACGACUAUACCUUCACCCACACCACCUACAGCUCAUACUCCAGCUGAAGUGAGGAUCCCUUAUCCUCAACGUGUUCAGAAGAAGAAGACAGAUACUCAGUUCUCGAGGUUCUUAGACAUCUUCACGAAGGUGAACUUGAAUAUCCCAUUGGUGGAGGCACUUUAA
Molecule: messenger RNA, 1389 nt
Organism: Salvia hispanica
Lineage: Eukaryota; Viridiplantae; Streptophyta; Magnoliopsida; Lamiales; Lamiaceae
Source: RefSeq, a predicted model, not a curated record